AUGGAGCUGGGCAAGUUCAUGGAUCGCAUGGAGAAGGAGGGAAUCCUCAACGAUACGGUCGUUGUCAUCUUGGGGGACCAUGGCCAAGCGCCAGAAAUUGACAAGUUUAACGAGCACGAGGAAGCUGUGACGCGUGUGGCUGCCGCGAUCAUUGCCGAAGGUCGACUAGGCGAUGCUGUGGGGCUUGUACUCGACGACGCAGCAGAGCAGUACGAUAUUCUAAAUACUCUCGCGGACAUUACUGGCUUGCCGAUGGGAGGAUUCCCGCAGACUGGCGUUGGACGUUCGCUGAAGCGGAAAAUUCCGUUUGGAGAGCGUGUGGUCUUCAGUAAUGACCCGCUGCGGAAAAUGGCAAUUGUGCGUGGAUAUGAGCGUCUUCGUUAUGAUCUGGUGACGGACUCGAUGAUGCUGCACGACACUGAAGUGGACUUCCACAUGACCAGGGACCUGCUACCUUCUCUCAAGCCGGAAGAACGUGCCGAGUGGGAAACGUUGCGAGAGGAUGGCCGCCGCAUUGCUGCAUACUACAAGAAGAGAUGGGACGAGAAGUGUUUACUUGCUGUCAAGUGCAAGACCUAA
Messenger RNA from Phytophthora infestans T30-4, 579 nucleotides. RefSeq names its product sulfatase-like protein. Bases 1 to 579 code for a protein of 192 amino acids. The transcript has a single exon. NCBI's taxonomy places the organism in Eukaryota, Oomycota, Peronosporomycetes, Peronosporales, Peronosporaceae. The record is from RefSeq and is a predicted model, not a curated record.